Manduca sexta (tobacco hornworm) is the source of this 3805-nucleotide messenger RNA. It is a transcript of the gene Uba5, whose product is annotated as ubiquitin-like modifier-activating enzyme 5. The record is from RefSeq and is a predicted model, not a curated record. Lineage: Eukaryota; Metazoa; Arthropoda; Insecta; Lepidoptera; Sphingidae. Gene Ontology annotation, molecular function: UFM1 activating enzyme activity. Gene Ontology annotation, biological process: protein ufmylation. The transcript has 9 exons. The coding region runs from base 96 to 1277 and encodes 393 amino acids. Gene Ontology annotation, cellular component: cytosol; cytoplasm.
CGUCACACUGACAGCUGGCAAAUGUGUCAAGUCCUUCGCGAUUUGUGGUGAACAGUGAAAUUUUCUUUAGUAUAUUUUGUGUGAAAAUUAGUGAAAUGGCUACCGUCGAGGAAUUAAAGAAGAAAGUGCAGGAGUUAGAGGCUAAAUUAGCCGCUGCUCAGGGUAGCGUUAGCGCCGUUCGGCAGAAAAUCGACGUCAUGUCGUCCGAAGUGGUGGAUACCAACCCCUACAGCCGGCUCAUGGCCUUGAAGCGCAUGGGCAUCGUGAACAACUACGAGAAGAUCCGGGAGAUGUCUGUUGCGGUGGUCGGUGUCGGAGGGGUGGGCAGCGUGACUGCUGAAAUGCUGACGAGAUGCGGGAUAGGAAAGCUGAUCCUGUUUGACUACGAUAAAGUGGAGCUGGCAAACAUGAAUCGUCUGUUCUUCCAACCGCACCAGGCGGGGCUGAGCAAGGUGGCCGCCGCGGCCGCCACGCUGCAAGCGAUCAACCCGGACGUGGUCAUCGACUCCCACAACUACAACAUCACUACAGUCGACAACUUCCAGAAGUUCUGCGAUACUAUCACUACCGGCAGCUUGAAAGGCAGCCGCGUGGACCUGGUGCUGAGUUGCGUGGACAACUACGAAGCUCGAAUGGCGAUCAACACCGCGUGCAACGAGCUCAACCAGAAGUGGUUCGAGUCGGGCGUCAGUGAGAACGCCGUGUCGGGGCACAUACAGUUCAUCAUACCUGGGGAGACUGCGUGUUUUGCUUGUGCCCCACCGCUGGUGGUAGCUUCUAAGAUCGACGAGAAGACUCUUAAAAAGGAAGGAGUUUGCGCCGCCAGUCUGCCGACCACCAUGGGGAUCGUCGCUGGAUUCCUAGUACAAAACACACUGAAGUAUCUGCUCGAGUUCGGAACAGUCACCCAUUAUCUGGGAUACAGCGCGCUUUCUGAUUUCUUCCCCACCAUGAGUCUCAAGCCGAACCCGCAGUGCGACGACAUGGAGUGCCGCUCGCGCCAGGCGGAGGCGCGCGCGCGGCCCGCGGUGGAGCUCGCCACCGAGGUCACCGAGGACCUCGCGCCGCUGCACCACGACAACGAAUGGGGAAUCAGCCUAAUUGAUGAGAACAACCCAGAAGAUGAUGACUCCGCGAACUUGAAGCUGGUUGAUGGUGUACAGGUGGCGUACAGCGUGCCGGUGGACAGCAGCACGCCGGAGUCCAGCACAGGCGGCGCCGUGGCCGCCUCCGAACUCUCGCUCGAAGACCUGAUGCAGCAGAUGAAGAGCAUGUAAACCAUCUCCGGUACCGCAACAGACUGGAUGAUGAAGGCGAACGAACACAAAUCGCCUGGUAAUGAAGUCAUUGCUGUCUAAAUAAAUGAUGAUCUUAAAGGGGGUUGGUUUUUGGGUUAUUCUUGAUCUUCAUUGACGGAAUGAACUUAACAGGAAAAAUCUUUACCUAAAAUAGUAGUUCAGAUUGACCAAUCGGACUCAGUGCGUUUCUGUUACGCUCUUGAGAUAGCCAAUCAGGGCGUUUUGGUCCUUCGAACCUCUUACCCCGAUAUAACCCCUAAUUUUAACAAUGUACUAUCCGUAGUAAUGUGUUCCCUCGAGUUUCAAUGUAGCCUUCUCCCAGCGCCAUAUCAUUUCGUAGUGGCAAAGUUCCGUCGCGAAAGCAUCCGCUUGUGUAUUAAUGUUAGGUAAUGGUGCCAAUCUAUAUAGAGGCUUAAGUCUCGAAAUAUAUGAAGGCUUAGCGUGGUGCUGAGGCUUGCUUCGUGUUGUGUGAGCGGCCCUUGCGAUGGUAUACGUUCAGUAGAGCCUUUAAUGUAUUAUAAGUGUAUGUAUUGAUGUAAAAAUAGUGUUGGCGAAAUCUAUGAAAAUUAGAUAAUCAUUCUCAAUACAUAGACCUAAAACUGUUAGUAGAUUUGAUGACUUUCUAUCCCCGCUUCUAUCACCCACUUGACUAUUUCUAAGACGUAAAUGAUCUGUAUAUAAUGGCGGAAUAAUUAGCUAGCAAUUUUUUUUAUAUCUUUUAUAUUUAAUAUAGUAUCAAUGGCAAUUUAUGUCGGCAUUUUUAAGUUAACAUGUAAAAUCUUAGAAGUAUAAUUUUAUAUUGCGGUUUAUUGAAUGAGUACUAUUUUUUCAUUUUAGUAGUGGCGCAAAGCGCUCACGUAGUUAGUGAAACAAUAAUUAGACCCAAAAAAUGGCGAUAAAUAUCUACAUCUCUGAAAUUCCGAAUUGUAAAAACUUUUAAAUCUUUAGAAUUGUAAAAAACAUACUGUAGUUAAAAAGUUUGCAAGUGGGGAUACUUUUCAAACUUUAUCAGCAUAUCAUAAGUAGUUAGAAAAAAAUCAAAUAGUUUAGUAAAAUAUUAAUACUAAAAUUUAAAUUGUAGCGGUUAAUGUCUGGUUCCAUUGAAUUUUACUUAAACUUGCAAAGCGUUGUUUUAUAAUAUCUGUUUUGUGGAAAAACAUUUCCGUUAGUUUGAAUAUAUCGAGAUUAUGUCGCAAGUUUUUUUUUUAACUUAUUCCAUAAACAUUAUUUCUUUAAGUGAUAUAUCAAUCUUUAUAACGGUCUGAAGUUAGUAACGUGUAGCUUCGCGGUUAAUGCGUAAGGAGACUGAAUGUGGUCAAUAGACAUUAGGCUGUGCUGUACUGAGAUUCUUAUGCCAGUUUUUAUCCAUAUAAAUUAGAACAACUGAGCUACCCUUGUAAUACUUACGUAUCUUGAAAUGACUCGAACGCUCUACAGACAAGUAAAAAAAAUAUAUAUGACAAGUUAAUUUUUAAUAAAAUGUUAUAAGUUUAAAGUUUAGAGUAAGCUCACCAGAAACCAAACCAAAAUAAUGUUUAUUAACAAAUAAAACUAAAUAAACAAUCUAUAUUGCCACAAUUAUAUAAUUCAUAAUAUUGAAUUUAGGAUUUAUUUAGGUUGGUAAGCAAAAUGGACUAACUUCAGACCAGUCAUAAAAAUGGCGUCGUAAUUGUCGGAAAAACUGUGCUUAAUAUUUAUGAAAAUGUAUUCCUGUAUGUGUACGUAGAUAUGUAUCGCGAGAGGUUGUUUGUCGAAGAGUGAGACUUUAUUUGCUUAUUGCAUAAGAGUUAUUUUUCUCUUCAGAAAUAUUGAAAGUCCAUUAUUUAUAUAAUUUUAUAUGUUUUUUAGGAAUGUAUUGAAUCAAUUAGGUAUAUAGUGUUGCGAAGUUCGUCUAUAAUAAAGAUAAUAAGUCUCUCUGAAUAAUGUAAUAAAAGCCAUUGUCUAAUAUAUUACUUUCUAAAUUUUUUUGUCGCUAGCAGCGAGUUUGUCGCACAAUUGAAAUAGCUUAAAAUGUAUCGAAUCUUAAGACCUUGAUUAAAACAUAUAUAAAGAGGAACAUUUCAGCAUACUACGUAAAUCCGUUCCAAAUUCUGUUGUAUUCAUAAUGCCAGGUCUAUUCAUUCUAAUUUUGUCGUUUGAAUAAAACAUGAGCGGCGAUGUCAACUUUUUUAAUGUCGCGUCUGCGCACUGUAUUCAUCUAUUUUGAAAAAGACAACUUAUUAAAUUGGAUAAAUAAAAAUCAAAUUGUUUUGGUUACUCACAAGAGAAUAUUAUUUUUGAUUAUUUUUUUAAAUAUGACCUUUCCUUCUAGUUAUGGUGUCAUGUUAUUUAUUGUUUUUAACUGUUUAUGAAAUAAGUGCUAUAUGUUAAGUGUUAUUUUAUGAAAUUAUUUUAUUUUGGAUGUAUUUUUGAAAUCUUUAUUAUACGUUAACGUUACGGCUUAAGCUAAAUACGAAUGUCUAUGUAAUAUAAAAUUUUAUUAUUUAAUUAAAUACUAUAUGUGACGA